AGCGAAGGUUCCUGUCUUAUAUCACCCAGUUGGUUUGUGAUGUUAUUGAAUCGACAUUUGUCCGCUGGAGAUUUGCUGCUGAUCCAGAAGCGACAGAGACGAUGAGACUGCUGUGGAGAACCCUCAGGUUACACCGAGCGCCUGUAAGGAGAGCGUCCUCAGUCCCUGCAGGUUCGGUGAACUUUGUCCCCGCCUGCAGCACCACUGACGCCCACUCCCGGGACCUGCUGCAGGACUUUGUGUCCCGAGCCGGUCGCCUGUUCGUCAUCACCGGAGCAGGCCUCUCCACAGAGUCGGGCAUCCCUGACUAUCGCUCGGAGGGUGUUGGACUGUACGCCCGCACGAGCAGACGACCCAUGGAGCAUGCAGAGUUUGUCCGCAGCGCAAAAUCACGACAGCGCUACUGGGCCAGGAACUUUGUCGGGUGGCCGCAGUUCUCCUCCCAUCUGCCCAACUCUGCUCACCGGGUUCUGCAGCGGUGGGAGGAGAGCGGGAAGCUGCACUGGCUGGUCACACAAAACGUGGACGCUCUUCACUCAAAGGUCGGCCAGAAAAGACUGACCGAGCUCCAUGGCUGCACCCACAGGGUGAUGUGCCUCGGCUGUGGUGCCAUCUCAGCCAGGGAGGAGCUCCAGAGACGGUUCCUAUCAUUGAACCCAGACUGGGGAGCUCAGGCAGGCGCCUCGGCCCCAGACGGUGACGUCUUCCUGGAGGACGAGCAGGUCCUAAAUUUCCGGGUUCCCUCCUGCGACGAGUGUGGAGGAAUACUGAAGCCUGAGGUCACGUUUUUUGGAGACUCUGUGAAAAAGGGGACGGUGCAGUUUGUACACGACAGACUGGCCGAGUCGGACGCGGUGCUAGUGGCGGGGUCCUCGUUACAGGUAUACUCAGGAUACAGGUUCUUACUGGCAGCAAGCGACAGGAAAAUACCGGUCGCCAUCCUGAACAUCGGACCCACGAGAGCCGACCACCUGGCUGAGCUGAAAGUGAGGGGCCGCUGUGGUGAAGUGCUGACGGUCAUUCAGCCCCACUGACCCUCGAGGACAUCUUGUUUAAAUAUUCUGUAUUCAGGCUGCAAAAACUACAAACUACCUCAGUUAACCAGAUGACAACAAAAUCACCUUGAGGUUGAUGCUCUCAGCUGUUUGAAACUUGUUUUGUGAAAAGGCUAAAGGAGCCAGAGUCGUAUUCACGUCUCUGCUAGAGGUUCAAACUGACGUGAACAAACAUGUUCUGUGCUGUCUUGGGAAUUCAACAUCUCUGCACUCUAUGGAUCUAUAUUUAGUCUCUGGCUACUUAAAGUGAUCUGAUGGUGCUUUCAUUUUGCGAAAUCAACCCGAACUGACCUGUUAUUAAUAAAUAAAUAAUAAACAAGCAA
Messenger RNA from Pleuronectes platessa (European plaice), 1378 nucleotides. RefSeq names its product sirtuin 4 (gene sirt4). Lineage: Eukaryota; Metazoa; Chordata; Actinopteri; Pleuronectiformes; Pleuronectidae. Bases 102 to 1034 code for a protein of 310 amino acids. The transcript has 4 exons. Gene Ontology annotation, molecular function: NAD+ binding; NAD-dependent protein lysine deacetylase activity. The record is from RefSeq and is a predicted model, not a curated record.